UCCCCGGCCCAUUCGCCAUCACUCACCCCGUCCCCCUCCCCCGUGCUGGACGGCGCCGCCGGAGCUUUCUCCUGCCGCCGCGCCAUGUCCACCCCAGCUGCUCGAUCUCGCCCAUCGGAGGACGGACUCAUCAGGUCCUCCUCUUCGCCUCCCAGCGGCAGCGAGACGGCGGCCGAGAGACUCACCGACGACCUCCUCGUCGAGAUCCUCUCGCGCGUGCCCGCCAAGUCGCUCUGCCGCUUCAAGUGCGUCUCCAAGCACUGGCUCGGCCUCACCAACGACCGCAACUACCGCCGGAAGCUCCCCCAGACCCUCACCGGCUUCUACCAGGGGAAUCAAUUGGUGGAUUCAGGUGUUCCUUUCACCAAUGUCUCGGGGAGCCGCCAUCUCACACAUCCCGCCUUCCUGCCCAACCGCCGGCAGGUCAAGAUCAUGGACUGCUGUAACGGCCUCCUUCUCUGCUCCUCAUACGUUGCCGGCGACCAUGGCGACGUGUUCCGGUACAUUGUGUGCAAUCCCGCCACAGAGGAAUGGGCUGAGUUCCCGUACUGCGGCUAUUCCGGCCUGGUGGCUAAUGCACGCUUGUGUUUUGAUCCAGCCGUGUCCCCUCAUUUCCAUGUGUUUUUGUUGCCGGUGGCGGAUAUCUGCAUUACCGGAGUGCAUGUCUAUUCAUCUGAAACCGGGAGUUGGGUUCAUAAGGAGAAGAGAUGGAGCGGCACUAUUGAUGUCGCUAAUGAUCGGUCAACUGUUUAUCUUAAUGGUUAUCUGCAUUUCUGCGCCAUUGUUGAUGGUUCUGACGGUCGUCUAGCUGCAGUGGACAAGGAGGGGGGAGCAAGGACUAACUUCCGUGUUCCUGAUGGUCUGGAUGUUGGUUUUAUUCAGCUGUCACAGGGCUGCCUGCAUUAUGCUGGUUUUGACACAGAUGAUGAUAAUGUUGUUCGACUGCUAGUUUAUGUUCUUAAAGACUAUGACCGCAAAGAAUGGAUACUGAAGCAUAGCGUCGAAACUUCGCAUUUGCUUGGAGGGCGACACAUAGAAUACCUUGAUGAGGACUUUGAUUGGAUUGCAAUUCAUCCAGAAUGUGACUUGAUCUUCUUCGCUGUGGCCCAGGAGGAUAUCACAUUCAUGUGCUAUGAUAUGGAUAGUGGACAAGUUAAAGUGAUGUGCAAUCUUGAAGAUAGCAACCAGGCAUAUUUUCCGUAUGUGCCACUAUAUGAAGAGUUACAAUCGUUGCACAAGUGACGUCUUAUUCGUGCUAUGGAGCAGUGGGCAUGGUAUGUCUGCUUGAAUUUGGUCCUCCUUUCUCUGAUGUGUUUAAGUUUGGAGCAAUGCUGGUUUGUUCUGGGGGCACUGCAGCUGAUUUCUAUCUCGGACUAGUGAUUCAAAGUUUCAGUGCACCUUCUGUUGUGUGUACUUGUUUUGUCUUGGUAUACCAAUGGUUCUGGCCAA
Molecule: messenger RNA, 1449 nt
Organism: Triticum urartu
Lineage: Eukaryota; Viridiplantae; Streptophyta; Magnoliopsida; Poales; Poaceae
Product: F-box protein At5g07610
Molecular function (GO): protein binding
Source: RefSeq, a predicted model, not a curated record